AGCAACAGUUAUUUUCUAAAUAUAUUUGUGAAGUGUUUAAGAAGAUUACUUACACUGUAAAAUGGCAUCAAGAGCCGAAAAAAUAGUGAACAUGUGUAAGAAACAACAAACAGACGACGAUUUUAAAGAAGAAAGUGGGAAGAUGAUACGUGUACAAAACUGGGUGAAUGACAGAUCUGUGGUUGUGCCAGUUGGAACUGAACCUAUUAACGUAACGAAAAAUGUAAACAACACAUCACCGUUAAAAAACUCUGUGGAAACCGGAACCUAUGUACUAAAUACUACAUUGGAACGUAACAUCGAAGAUCCAUAUGAGUUUACAGAAAGCAGCAGUGAAGUUGAUAGUAAGCAGGUCAUGACUGUUGAGGAGUUAAUGAAAAAAUAUGAUGUGAUAACAGGAACUCGAAUAACAGAUAUCACAGUGGAAGAAGACGUCGAAUAUGUUCAUGACCCUGGAAAAAUCAUGAGUAAAAUUUGUAGCCCUCAAAACAUGACUAUUGAAGAAAAUUCAUGUUCGUCAUUUAAAAGCUCUUCUAUAAAGUCCUUUGCAAUUCCAAUGCAGAACACUUUAAAUUUGUCACAGUGGAAUGACCAGCAGCAGCAGGAAUAUAGAAAGAACACACUCUUUAAUGAUGAAAUAUUUAAUAACAAUAGUACCAACUUUAGUUCUGUGAGUUCUGAGUCCUUUGAUGAUGAUAGGGAUAAGGAUUUUAACAUAGAUGACUGUUCAGAAAAGAGUUCCUCCUAUCUGGAUACUGAUAACGAUGAUAUUGAUGAUAAUCUUAGCAACAUCUGUUGUUCUUUAAAUAAUGAGGCAACUGAAAAUAGUACUGGGAGUAAUAAUAAAGAACAAAUGUCAAACAAUGAGAAGACUAAUGCAAAGAAAAAUAAUGAAAAGGAAUCAUGGUGUCCGUUUUGUGCUAUCGACGUUUCAUCAAAAAACUAUGUAAGACAUAUGGAAAGAUCUCAUAAAGAAGAAAAAGAAAUUAAAAACAUUUUUAGUUUUCCAACCAAAAGUAAGGAAAGGAGGAAGGCUUUCGAAUUAUUUAGAAAGGCCACGAAUUUUUCUUUAUAUAUUAAUGGAAUUGUGAGACCGCUUAGGCAAACAAAUGAAGCGGAAAUGUCAGAUUAUUAUCCGUGCAUUUAUUGCAAAGCGAUGAUAAAAAGAAGUUUUCUGACGCGUCACUCCACAGCUUGCAGUAAAAAAGGGUUAAAUACUAAUAAAAAAAAUCACCGCAGUUAUUUAUCGAACUCACAAACAUUGGCAGUUUGCUCUAUAGAUCCAACCAAUGUUAUUUCCAGAUUGGCCGUGAAAGAACAGGUUUUCAAUAUAAUGAAAGGGGAUGCUAUAUCAUAUGAAGCUAAAAAAGAUCUUCUCAUCGUGCAGUUUGGAGAAAAUUAUUUAAAAAAACAUAAAAGGGAACGAAAAGAAUAUGCUUGCAGUAACAGAAUGCGUGAACUUUCUCGUUUGUUAAUUGCGUACCGAGAAAUUGUCCAUGAUGAUAAAGUUUCGUUUAAAGAUAUUUUGAAAACCCGAAAUGUAGAUAAUAUUAUCACAGCUACACGUAAAAUAUCAGGAUACGAUCAUUUACAAAAAACAUUCAAUGCCCCCAGUCUUGCAAUGCACAUGGGCACCUAUUUAAAAGAUAUUUGCGAUCUACUGCAACAAUUAAUUUUGAAAAGAAGCUCUGGUUUUUCCACUUCCUCAGAAGCAGAAUGUAAUGCAUGGUUAAAAGAUUUAAAACAUUUUAAAAAUUUAAUUACAUCAUCAUGGAAUGUAGAAAUAUCUUCUCUUGCAAACAAAGAUCUACAAGAGAAACGUUGGAAUAAACCAUUGCUUGUGCCGCUGGUUAGUGACAUCAAAAAAUUCAGAGAUGAAACACUAAUACUUGCCAAUGAAUGUGUAGAGAAGUUUAAAAAUUGUAUAGACGACGCUAUAAUUUAUAAAACUUUUGUGCACUGCGUUUUGGCUCUGAUCAUUCUUUUCAAUCGAAGGCGAAUAGGUGAUGUUCAGUAUUUAAAAAUCCAGGAUUACGAGAAGGAGACAAUAUCAAAUUUUUCAGAUUUUAAAAGUGCAUUGUCAGAAUCUGAAAAUAUAUUAACAACAAAGUAUAAACGUGUUGUCAAUAGCGGUAAGGGAUCCAGAGCUGUGGUAAUUUUAGUGCCUGAAUUGUUACAAAAAUUUAUGAAAAUAUUGUUGGAAGAGAGAAAGAAAUACAUUUCAAUUGAAAACGAAUAUGUAUUUGCAUUACCUAGCAGUAAAAUUAAAUGGGGGCAAGGUGAUGUGGCAAUUCGAUAUUUGACACAAAAAAUUGAAUUGCAAUAUCCUGAAGCAAUGACAAGCAAUAAGCUUAGAAAACAAAUUGCAACCGUGGCACAGAUACUAAACAUGUCGAAGGAAGAUACAAGACAAUUCUCUAAGUUUAUGGGCCACACUGAAAAAACGCAUGCAGAAUUUUAUGAGUUGCCAGUUGACAUCUAUCAAACAGCUAAAGUUUCCAAGCUGCUAAUGAUGAUGGAAAAAGGAUCACUUCCAUUAGAGUUUAGAGGAAAAUCUUUGACAGAAAUUAAUUUUGACGAAAAUUCGGAAUAUGCUGAAGAAUUUGCUGAAGAAAGGGAAACUUCCGCAUUAACUUCUGAUGGAACCAGGAUUGACAAGCAGGACAGUGAAGAUUUCCAGUUAGAUGAGAAUAUGAAUCUCGACUCAUCUGACUUGACACAAUCAAAGAAACAAAAAAUUAAAAAAUCUGGUUGGUCAAAACAUGAAAUAGAGGAAAUAAAUUGUCAUUUUACGGCAUCAAUGCAGAAAGGAAAUUAUCCAUCAUCACAAGAAAUUAAAAUCUUUGUUAAAGAAACGGGAAGCAAGAGAAGUGUGGCUCAAAUAAAAGCAAAAAUCCAACAUUUAUUUAAAAAAAAAAAAUAGUUUUUAUGUAAAUAAUUCUGCAUUUCACCCGGCGAGCGUAAGGUUAAAAUUUGUAACACCGAGUGUAAGGCUGGGUAUUAUUCACCCUGUAAUGACUUUCUAUUUAGAUAUUAAAAAUGGCUCUAAAUCCAUUAAAGUUUUUUAUUAGAAUUGUUUAAUAUUAAGUUUACAACUUAUAGAGCUCACCAUAAUAGCAGAUGAGUAAUAUACCUAGGAUUAUUUGUUUCAGCUGGGCUGCGUGAAAAGUUAGUAAAUAACAAUAAUAAUUUGUUUAAACAAUGUUGAUCGAAUAAAUCCAGGCAUAUUUUUUAUCUGUUAUUAUAGUUAACUCGAUAAAUUGCAAAGUUGGGAAAAAACUGCAUCCUUCUAGGUGCAAUGCGGUAAAAGUUAGUAAGUAACAAUAAUAAUUUAUUUAAACAAUGUUGAACUAAUAAUUCCAGGUACAAUCUUUAUCUGCUAUUAUAGUUAAUUCGAUAAAUUGCAAAAUUUCGAAAAAACCGCAUCUUUCUAGAUGCGAUGCAACAAAUGUUAGUGAAUAACAACGAUAAUUUGCUUAAACAAUUGUUGAACUAAUAAUUACGGGUCCAUUAUUUAUCUACUAUUAUGGUUAGCUUCUUAAAUUGCAAAAUUGGGAAAACACUGCAUCUUUUUAGGUGCACUGGGAUAAUAGUUAAUAAUAAUAAUAAUUUGUUUAAAAAAUUGUUGAACUGAUGAUUCUGGGAACGCUAUUUGUUCACUAUAAUAGUUAACUCUAUAAAUUGCAAAAUUGGAAUAAAACUGCAACUUUCUCGGCACACUGUUAAAAAAGUUAGUGAAUAAUAAAUUGUUUAAACAAAUGUAGAGUGAGUAGUAACAUUAGUCAAAUAUAGUAUUUGUCUGUUAUAAACAAUUAUAAAAAAUUACCUUAAUGAUUUUAUGGCUUUUUUACAACAUACAAAUAAAAAACAUUUAGUUUACUCCUGGUUGGUUUUAGAAUUUGUGCACAUGCAUUAACAAUAGUUAUAAAUAAACAAUAAGAGAUGUAAAAAAACCAAUUGUUUAAUUUAAGCCUUACUCUCGGUGGGUUAAUAUUCAUUACGGAUGUAUUUUGUAGCAUUUGUACAUUAUUUUAUAUGCAUUACUUUAAUUAUCAUAUUAUGCUAAGCUAAAAUAAAAUAUUUGUAGCGGUUUCCUCAAAAAUCAUUUCUCUUUUAAAUAUGGAGGAUUUUAUGAUAAAUGUAGCACUCGA
This is a messenger RNA of Leptopilina heterotoma, 4151 nucleotides long. RefSeq lists its product as uncharacterized. The record is from RefSeq and is a predicted model, not a curated record. NCBI's taxonomy places the organism in Eukaryota, Metazoa, Arthropoda, Insecta, Hymenoptera, Figitidae. Gene Ontology annotation, molecular function: DNA binding. Gene Ontology annotation, biological process: DNA recombination; DNA integration. Bases 62 to 2923 code for a protein of 953 amino acids. The transcript has 10 exons.